CCGGUAGGGGCGACGCCGCGGCCCGCGGACCCGGCAGCCGGAGCGCCGCGCUGGCGGCGGCCGCCGCGAUGAUGGAGAUCCAGAUGGACGAGGGUGGCGGCGUGGUGGUGUACCAGGACGACUAUUGCUCGGGCUCGGUGAUGUCGGAGCGCGUGUCGGGCCUGGCGGGCUCCAUCUACCGCGAGUUCGAGCGCCUCAUCCACUGCUACGACGAGGAGGUGGUCAAGGAGCUCAUGCCGCUGGUGGUGAACGUGCUGGAGAACCUGGACUCGGUGCUGAGCGAGAACCAGGAGCACGAGGUGGAGCUGGAGCUGCUGCGCGAGGACAACGAGCAGCUGCUCACGCAGUACGAGCGCGAGAAGGCGCUGCGCAAGCAGGCGGAGGAGAAAUUCAUUGAGUUUGAAGAUGCCUUGGAACAAGAAAAAAAAGAGCUCCAGAUCCAGGUGGAGCACUAUGAGUUUCAGACACGCCAACUGGAACUGAAAGCCAAGAACUACGCCGAUCAGAUCUCUCGGCUGGAGGAACGGGAAUCUGAGAUGAAGAAGGAGUACAACGCCCUGCACCAGCGGCACACGGAGAUGAUUCAGACCUACGUGGAGCACAUCGAGAGAUCCAAGAUGCAGCAGGUUGGGGGGAGCAGCCAGACGGAGAGCAGCCUGCCAGGGCGGAGUCCUCGCCAGUCAUGGAGGAAGAGCAGGAAGGAACGUCCCACCUCUCUGAACGUCUUCCCCCUGGCUGACGGCAUGGUACGUGCACAGAUGGGGGGCAAGCUCGUGCCUUCGGGGGACCACUGGCACCUGAGUGACCUCGGCCAGCUGCAGUCCAUCUCCAGCUACCAGUGUCCCAACGAUGAGAUGUCAGAGUCAGGCCAGUCUUCAGCAGCUGCCACACCCAGCACCACUGGCACCAAGUCCAACACUCCCACGUCCUCCGUUCCCUCUGCCGCCGUCACACCACUCAACGAGAGCCUGCAGCCCCUGGGGGACUACGGCAGCAGCACAAAGAACAGCAAGAGGGCCCGGGAGAAGCGCAACAGCCGCAACAUGGAGGUCCAGGUCACCCAGGAAAUGCGGAACGUCAGCAUAGGUAUGGGCAGCAGUGACGAGUGGUCUGAUGUUCAGGACAUUAUCGACUCCACCCCGGAGCUGGACAUGUGUCCAGAGACCCGCCUAGACCGCACAGGAAACAGCAGCCCCACCCAGGGCAUCGUGAACAAAGCUUUUGGCAUCAACACUGACUCCCUGUACCAUGAGCUGUCGACAGCAGGAUCCGAGGUCAUUGGGGAUGUGGAUGAAGGAGCUGACCUCCUAGGGGAGUUCUCAGUGCGCGAUGACUUUUUUGGAAUGGGCAAAGAAGUGGGGAACCUGCUGUUGGAAAACUCACAGCUUCUGGAAACCAAAAAUGCUUUGAAUGUGGUGAAGAAUGACCUCAUUGCCAAGGUUGACCAACUGUCAGGGGAGCAGGAGGUACUGAAGGGGGAGCUGGAAGCCGCCAAGCAGGCCAAGGCCAAGCUAGAAAGCCGGAUCAAGGAGCUGGAAGAGGAGCUCAAGAGAGUGAAGUCAGAGGCUGUCACUGCCCGCCGUGAACCCAGAGAAGAGGUGGAGGAUGUAAGCAGCUAUCUCUGUACAGAAUUGGACAAAAUCCCCAUGGCCCAGCGCCGCCGCUUCACAAGGGUAGAGAUGGCCCGUGUGCUCAUGGAGCGCAACCAGUACAAGGAGCGGCUGAUGGAGCUGCAGGAGGCUGUGCGGUGGACUGAGAUGAUCAGAGCUUCCCGGGAGCACCCAUCUGUCCAGGAGAAGAAGAAGUCCACCAUCUGGCAGUUCUUCAGCCGCCUCUUCAGCUCCUCCUCCAGCCCGCCCCCGGCCAAGCGCUCCUACCCGCCAGUGAACAUCCACUAUAAGUCUCCCACCACUGCUGGCUUUAGCCAGCGGCGCAGCCGUGCUAUGUGCCCUGUCUCAGCAGGCAGCCGACCCCUGGAGUUCUUUCCUGAUGAUGAGUGCACGUCUUCCGCCCGGCGGGAGCAGAAGCGCGAGCAGUACCGCCAGGUGCGCGAGCAUGUGCGCAAUGAUGACGGGAGGCUGCAGGCCUGUGGUUGGAGCCUGCCCGCCAAAUACAAACAGCUAAGCCCCAGUGGGGGCCAGGAGGACACCAGAAUGAAGAACGUUCCUGUCCCAGUGUACUGCCGCCCUCUGGUGGAGAAGGACCCCACCAUGAAGCUGUGGUGUGCCGCUGGUGUCAACCUGAGUGGGUGGAAGCCAAAUGAGGAUGACUCUGGAAAUGGAGUCAAACCAGUGCCAGGCCGUGACCCUCUGACCUGCGACCGGGAAGUGGAAGGCGAGCCCAAGAGCAACCACACAUCUCCUGAGAGGAAGAAGGCAAAGGAGGCCCCUGAGACGGACACCACGUCCAGCCGGGUGUGGAUCCUCACCAGCACCCUGACCACCAGCAAGGUGGUGAUCGUUGACGCCAACCAGCCGGGCACCGUCGUGGACCAGUUCACGGUCUGCAACGCCCAUGUCCUGUGUAUCUCCAGCAUCCCUGCGGCCAGUGACAGUGACUACCCACCCGGGGAGAUGUUCCUGGACAGUGACGUGAACCCUGAGGACUCAGGCACUGAUGGCGUGCUGGCUGGCAUCACCCUGGUGGGCUGUGCCACCCGCUGCAAUGUGCCACGCAGCAACUGCUCCUCCCGAGGGGACACCCCAGUGUUGGACAAGGGGCAGGGGGAGGUGGCUGCCACUGCCAGCGGGAAGGUCAACCCAUCCCAGUCCACAGAGGAGGCCACAGAAGCUACAGAAGUUCCAGACCCUGGGCCCAGCGAGCCAGAGGUGGCUGCAGUACGGCCUGGGCCCCUCACGGAGCAUGUCUUCACUGACCCGGCCCCCGCCCAACCCUCCAGCACCCAGCCUGGCAGUGAGGAUGGGCCAGAGCCAGAUGGCAGCAGUGUACAGCCCCAGCCAGAGCCCAAUGGGGACCCCUUGGUGGUGAGCAGCAGUGCCGCACCUACUAUGUGGCUGGGAGCCCAGAAUGGCUGGCUCUACGUGCACUCAGCGGUGGCCCACUGGAAGAAGUGCCUGCACUCCAUCAAGCUGAAGGACUCUGUGCUAAGCCUGGUGCAUGUCAAGGGCCGCGUGCUGGUGGCUCUGGCAGACGGGACUCUGGCCAUCUUCCACCGUGGUGAAGAUGGCCAGUGGGACCUGAGCAACUACCACCUGAUGGACCUGGGCCACCCACACCACUCUAUCCGUUGCAUGGCCGUCGUGUAUGACCGCGUCUGGUGCGGCUACAAGAAUAAGGUGCACGUGAUCCAGCCCAAGACGAUGCAGAUUGAGAAGUCAUUUGAUGCCCACCCACGGAGGGAGAGCCAGGUGCGACAGCUGGCAUGGAUAGGCGAUGGCGUGUGGGUAUCCAUCCGCUUGGACUCUACCCUGCGGCUCUACCAUGCCCACACGCACCAGCACUUGCAGGAUGUGGACAUCGAGCCCUAUGUCAGCAAGAUGUUGGGAACUGGCAAACUCGGCUUCUCCUUUGUGCGCAUCACGGCCCUACUCAUUGCGGGCAAUCGCCUCUGGGUGGGCACUGGCAAUGGAGUUGUCAUCUCCAUCCCCCUGACAGAGACUGUGGUCCUGCACCGAGGCCAGCUCCUGGGACUCCGAGCCAACAAGACAUCCCCCACAUCUGGGGAGGGUGCCCGUCCAGGGGGCGUCAUCCACGUGUACGGGGACGACAGCAGUGACAAGUCUGCCAGUAGCUUCAUCCCCUACUGCUCCAUGGCGCAGGCCCAGCUCUGCUUCCACGGGCACCGUGAUGCUGUCAAGUUCUUUGUCUCUGUGCCAGGCAACGUGCUGGCCACCCUCAACGGCAGCGUGCUGGACAGCCCUUCGGAGGGUCCCGGACCUGCCAUGCCUGCCGCUGAUGCAGAAGGCCAGAAGCUGAAGACCGCGCUGGUGCUGAGUGGCGGCGAGGGCUACAUCGACUUCCGAAUCGGAGAUGGAGAGGACGACGAGGCGGAGGAAGGAGCCGGAGAGGUGAGCCAGGUGAAGCCUGUGCUGUCCAAGGCGGAGCGCAGCCACAUCAUCGUGUGGCAGGUGUCCUACGCCCCUGAGUGAGGCCAUUGCCCCCCUUUCUACUGCCUGAUGCCAAUAUGUACAUAGGACCCCGCCGGCCUGCCCCUGCCUGCCCCGGGCACCCAUAGUCCCUUUCUAAACUCUCAACCUGCAGCUUUCACCUGAGGCCCAGGCCCCCGAGUGGCAGGGAGUGGCCCCCGAGAUGUGGGUGGAGUGGGCCAUGGGAGGGAGGCGGGAGAGGGAGGUGGAGAGGUGCCUGCAGCUCCUGGUCAGUACCCCUACCCAGCAUACUCAAGUCCCAGGGGCACCUUAGGGCUGGGGCAAGGCAGGACCAAGGUGGUUGUGGGCAGCCCCUGCAGCUGGCCUUGGCUCCACUGUUACCUCCUCAUUCCUGGCACCCCCAGAUCAGGAGCAGGGGCUUCACUCUGCCCUGUCUUCCCACCCAGUCUACUUGCUUUUGCAUGCUGCCCUGGGAGAGCCAGGCCUGGUGCCCAUCCUAUGCCCAGGGGUUUGGCGCUCAGACUGCCCAGGUGCCUGGGCCCUAGGUAAGCCCUAUCUAGGGUUUACACCUUCCCUGACUAAUGUCCCCUCGGUCCCCGCCCCAGCCUCCCCAGAGAUCUGGCAUGGAAGCUUGGGGCUAGGGUCCCUGAGGCAGCACCUUCAAAAGACAGACCACGUACCCCUCACCCCCUAAAGCCCAAGGUCGUCCAGCCCCUCACUGACUGGUGUGCCCCAGGCUUCCCCUGGGCAUAAGACUCACCUUUAAGGAGCAGGACUUUAUAGUCCUGCCCCUCCCAGAAUCCCUUAGGGUGGAAUUUCUCAGGCUGCUAGGGCAGGCCCCGGCCUCAGGAAGAAGUGGAGGCUCCUGCCCUCUGCUAGGGUUAGUCCUAGGAUGCAGGCUCAGCCUCAGGUUGAUGGGGGAUGGUGCGCUCCUGGGGCCUGCUUCCUGCACAGGGCUCCAAGGAGCCCAGCUCCCAGACACGUACCAAGUGCCUAGCGUUGCCGCUGUGGCCUGCUCCCUCAGAACUGACAGGAGGCUGCCAAGCAGAGGCCGGAGGGGCUAUGCCACUGCAGCAGGGCUCUAGGGUUGUGGCAAGGGGGCAGGUGCUGCCCUUGCAGGUCUGCUCCUCCACCUUCCUGGGCCAGGCCUUACUCCUCCCACCAGAGGUACUGACCAGGGCAGUCUGGCCCCCGCUGCCCACUUCCUCCCACCAGAGAAGCACAGAUCUUGGGGAGCUGUCCCAUGAGCCCAGCUGGCCAACACAAGCUGCAGCCACAGGGAGCUGCAGGCUUCUCCCCACCACCCUGCCACCUCUCCACUGUGAUGUAUGUCCCAUGUCUGUCCCCACUGGAGUGUGAAAUGAAUGGAGUGAGCUGGGUGGGUGCAAGUAGAGGAAAGGCCGGGUGUGCUUCUCCUCAGGCUUUGGCCCUGCAAGUGAACCCACGUAUCUGCUCUGUAUGUAAUAAACAUCUUAACACGU
This is a messenger RNA of Marmota monax (woodchuck), 5548 nucleotides long. It is a transcript of the gene Mapk8ip3, whose product is annotated as mitogen-activated protein kinase 8 interacting protein 3. The record is from RefSeq and is a predicted model, not a curated record. Bases 69 to 4109 code for a protein of 1346 amino acids. Gene Ontology annotation, cellular component: cytoplasm. Lineage: Eukaryota; Metazoa; Chordata; Mammalia; Rodentia; Sciuridae. Gene Ontology annotation, biological process: vesicle-mediated transport. The transcript is spliced from 33 exons. Gene Ontology annotation, molecular function: JUN kinase binding; signaling receptor complex adaptor activity; kinesin binding.